AUGCCGAUAACCAUUCUGGACGGACUGCUCUUGGCCAUCAUGUUCAUUUCGGCGGUGCUUGCCAUGAUCCGGGGAUUUGUCCGCGAAGUCCUUUCGAUCGUCUCCUGGGUUGCAGCGGCGGCCGCGGCCUUUCUGCUCUAUGAACGGGUCUUGCCCUACGCGAAACAGUACAUAACUCAUGAUCUGGUAGCUGCCGGCGCUUCGGCCGCAGCUGUGUUUCUGGUGACACUGGUCAUUGUCAGCUAUAUUACGAUGCGGAUUUCGGAUUUUGUGCUGGACAGCCGGAUCGGUGCGCUGGACCGCACACUCGGCUUUGUGUUCGGCGCUGUACGUGGCCUUUUGUUGCUCGUGGUGGCGAUGAUGUUCUUCAACUGGUUCGUCCAGCCUGAUCAGCAGCCGGAAUGGGUCCUGGACGCAAAGUCGAGACCUAUCCUGCUUUCGAUUGGCGAGCGCCUUGUCGCCGUCCUGCCGGAGGAUCCGGAAAAGGCGAUCCUGGACAGAAUACGCGAUGCUGAUCUGACGGGUAACAACGCCGGAGCACCAUCCGAGGAGCCUGAAUACAGCGAAACCGAGCGUCAGGGCCUGGAUCAGCUGACGAGCGACAACAACUGACGCCGACAGAAGCGAAGACCUAUCCGCACCGGCAGAUCGCAUUACCGCGUGCCAAACGACAAUGCUGCUUUCGCGAGGAAGCAGGCCAAUUCAAAGUCUCGGGCCGCAAUCUCUGUCGGCCGAAAAGAGGAGUGUUCGCCAUGACUGGCGGAACGGAAGUGGA
Effrenium voratum is the source of this 775-nucleotide messenger RNA. The record is from the annotation of a GenBank genome assembly. Lineage: Eukaryota; Dinophyceae; Suessiales; Symbiodiniaceae.